Messenger RNA from Lates calcarifer (barramundi perch), 1847 nucleotides. RefSeq lists its product as uncharacterized. The transcript has 4 exons. The record is from RefSeq and is a predicted model, not a curated record. Bases 126 to 923 code for a protein of 265 amino acids. Lineage: Eukaryota; Metazoa; Chordata; Actinopteri; Centropomidae.
CGUGACUUCUUGUAAGUGCUGGGGUAAAGAGAAAGUAAAACACACACACACAUACACAGAAGUGCAGUCAGUGAAGGUGACACAGGGAGCUGCAGUCGCAGGAGAAAUCAAGACAGCGACGAGAGAUGGAUUCAUAUUUAAUAGCUGGUCGGGAGAAGUGUUACGACCCUCGCGAUUGGACACUUAUAUUUGUGGACAGGGAGGAUGAGUUAGACUUUUUGUGCGAAGGUUUCAGGUCUCGCAGAGCGUUGAUGUCCUGUGGACACGCUGUGACCCCGAUGUCUCUGACCAACUGGUGUCGCAGGUUGUUGGAACAGGGUGAGAGCAGAUUUGUGUGUGGAGUGUACGGUUGUAGUGCUGAGUGGUCUUGCAUGGAGGUUCGUAAAAUGGCUCUUCUGACCCAGGAAGAAACUGCGUACUUUGAAGCAGCCAUGGCCUACAAUACCAAGAAUAACUUACAAACCAAAAUAUGUCCUGGAUGCAAAUCUGAUGUGGUCAGAGAGAACGAGUCUGAUCUGAGAGUCCGCUGCUCAGUGUGCACAGCUAACAGAAGAUGGCCUUAUGAAUUCUGCUGGCAGUGUUUGAGGGAAUGGAAGGGUCGGGCUCCACGGUCAGACCGCUGUGACAAUGACGGCUGCUGCGACCAGUCACUGAUAUUACUUCACACCUGUCCAGAUAUCACCUUUGAGAGUGUAAUGGUCACUGGCUGUCCCUCCGUCCGUGCCUGUCCCACUUGUGGCCAACUGUUGGAGCAUAACAAAACUCAAUGUAAAAAUGUCAUCUGUCCCUGGUGUCAAGUGGAGUUCUGUUUUGUGUGCCUGAAACUCACUGAUGACUGUUUGGAAACAAGUGAUUAUUCAGUACAUUGCUCCAGUGGUGUUGCCCCUAGACAGACCUCUAUACCUGUGUGGAGGAGAAAAUAAUGUAAACAACACUAUGUGAGUGCUUCAGUUUGUUUUGAUGUGUUUUUUCUGCAGCAUUGCUGUAUUUUCCACAUCUCUUCAUUGAAACAUCCAGUGAACAAUGUUCUUGUUUUGUUUGUGAGAAAUUGGCAGCAAAAUGUGACCAUCAUAGCUGAUGCACACCUGAAUUAUAAGGCUGAGAACAGUGACAUCUGAGUCUGAAGCAUUUAUCACUUCAGAAAUUUGAAUUUACCUGGAAAAUAUAUCUUCUUAUCCUUCCAUACCAAUCACAUUUUGUUAUUUGUUUAAUUGUGUAUUGCUUUCCUGUUCGUUCUUGUUAAAGUGAAUAUACAUAUAUACAAUUCAUUUGAGUGAAUGAUUAUUAUUAUUAUUUCUGUUUCACAUUAAAAUAAGAAUGUAUCCCUGGAUUAAAACAAGCAAUGCUCUGUAAAACAGAACGACACAAAGACAAAACUUAAAAUGCUGUAUAGGCUGUUAGCUCUGUCAUCAGUUGAGAAUUAAAAAUAUGUCUGCGCCACUGUAUUCUCAGCUAUAUUUCAGUGUGUCAGAUGGCUAUAUGUUCAAAUGAUCACUGGAAAUUACCUAAUAUUCCAGCUCCAGUCUUUGGUGUGAGACUACAGCUUCACAUCCUGCUUGUUUUAUCAAAAGCUGCUGUGAAACUAUUUGUUUAUUGCAACGCAAGUUUGUUCAAAUGUAAAUAGUUAUGGAUUAUAUUUUAGCACAGAAAUGUUAUUUAGUUGUGGUUGGAUAUCCCUAUUUUUUAUUAGUAUUGUUCCAGAUGUCACAGAGUGCCCUCUGCUGGACUGUAGCAUGAACUGCACUUGCUGAGUAAUACAAGUUCCUAUUCAUAAUACAACUGUACUGUUUGUGUUAAUGAUAGACUACAAUCUAGUUAUGGAGAAAUAAAGAGGUGACAGAAUUUCA